This is a messenger RNA of Periophthalmus magnuspinnatus, 2712 nucleotides long. RefSeq names its product par-6 family cell polarity regulator alpha (gene pard6a). The coding region runs from base 1 to 1443 and encodes 480 amino acids. Gene Ontology annotation, cellular component: apical plasma membrane; cell cortex; nucleus. Lineage: Eukaryota; Metazoa; Chordata; Actinopteri; Gobiiformes; Gobiidae. The transcript is spliced from 7 exons. Gene Ontology annotation, biological process: regulation of cellular localization; establishment or maintenance of cell polarity; centrosome cycle. The record is from RefSeq and is a predicted model, not a curated record. Gene Ontology annotation, molecular function: protein kinase C binding.
AUGCCUGUGGAGAGAUCAGAGCAAACACCUGGAUGUUUCACCGAGGGAUUCAGCACAGUAACACCGUGUCAGUCCCCGUCGCUCCCCGUGUGUGUUUGGGUUAUUGUUCGUGUGCUGGUCCCACGGCUGGAGGAGGGGACUGCGGGCAGAGCGAGCUCUCUGCGGCGGCGGCGGCGGCUGGAUUCUCCGCAGUGUCGGAGCCAAGCGGCCAAACGGAGCACCAUGUCCAGACAGCAGCAGCAGCCGCACCGGCCUCCCAUCCGAGUCCACGACAGCCUGGUGGAGGUCAAAAGCAAAUUUGACGCAGAAUAUCGGAGGUUUGCUCUUAAGAGGGAUGGCCCCGGAGGCUUCCAGGAGUUCUACCGGCUGCUCCAAACUAUCCACCGCAUCCCAGGAGUGGAUGUAAUACUGGGCUAUGCUGAUGUGCAUGGGGAUCUCCUGCCAAUCAACAAUGAUGACAACUUCCACAAGGCAGUCUCCUCAGCCAAUCCACUGCUCCGAAUCAUCAUCACUAAAAAAGAGGACGAGCCGGUGGUUUUUGGCACUAAUUCUCUGCAGAGGCGUAAAAAGGGCCUGGGUCUGACGGGACUCAGGACCACAGGGUCAGGCUCCACUCACAGGAGCAAACAGGCGCUGCUCAUCGGCAUGCCCCAGAACUUCAGACAGAUCUCCUCCAUUAUCGAUGUGGACAUCCUGCCCGAGACGCACCGGCGUGUCCGACUGCAUAAGCAUGGCUCUCACAAACCCCUGGGCUUCUACAUCCGGGACGGGGUCAGCGUCAGGGUCACUCCGCAGGGAGUGGAGAAGGUCCCGGGGGUUUUCAUCUCCCGUUUGGUGAGAGGAGGACUGGCUGAGAGCACAGGACUCCUGGGAGUCAAUGAUGAAAUCCUGGAGGUCAACGGUAUCGAUGUAGCAGGGAAAUCACUGGACCAGGUCACAGACAUGAUGGUAGCUAACAGUCACAACCUCAUAGUGACAGUGAAGCCGGCGAAUCAGAGGAACAACGUGGUCCAUCGUGGCAGCAAGAACUCAAUGGGAAAUUCGGGGUCUGUGGGCUCAGCUGGAUCUGUGGGGUCUGCUCUGUCACAUGACUCUCCAAGCCCCGCCUCCCAAAGCAACCCCAUCACAGCAAGCAACAGUAUCGUGGAAGGUGACAGCGAGGAGGAGGAUGAUGAAGACAGAGACCUCAUUUUGGAGAACGACAUUUUGCCCUAUCACCCCCAACACAGCAACAACCUGAACCUGAGCAGGGACUCUGCCAACGGCCGGCUCAACAAUAACACAGGAGCCAGGGGCCUCCCUCAGAGCAUCUCUUUACCCAGCGGCAUCGGAGCAUCACUCAGCAACAGUGCCACACUGUUGACUAACCAUAACCAAAAUCCUGCCCAUGCCGCCAGCUCCAGUCAGGACAUGAGAGAAGACGGCAACAUCAUCACUUUGUAGCUAUUACUGAACUUACAGUGGCAAUGGGAACACUAUCCUAGUGUGGACCACUAAAUGUAACAUGGAGACUGGUUAUAGAUUUUUCAAAAUCACAAGAGCCUUUCUGGUUAAGAAUUGCCUUUCUUGUGAUAAACAAUUUUAGGAGAUACAAUUUAAAAUUGUAUGGCAUUAACACUGAAAUCUGUGGAAGAGUACGACAUAUCUUUGCCUGAAGACCACUGGGAGAACAUGUCCCUGGUCUCACAUUGACUUUGUGCAGCUGGGGUCUGUCAUUUUGGUCUAAAACACAGAAUAUUAUACAGUUUAAAUACGUGUAUUAAUUUAUAGGCCUACCUAUUGAAAAGCUGUUGUCAAGUUACACUGCAAAAUGCAGUGAGAUUAAUUAGAAUUAUUCAUAUUGUAUUUCACACUGUAUUUCAGUUGUUGCUUAAGUGCAAAUACUGUAUAAUUUGCUUGCUAUUGCAUUAGGUUAGCCAAAUUCAUGUUGCGUUCAUUAGCGUAUGAAUAGCAUUCAACAUUAGACUUGCGUAUGUGUCAAAUUGUUAAAAUUUUACUUUAGAUCUUUUUAACUUAUUUUGUAUUAAUCAAAGACCAAAAUGACCACAAAAUCUUCUGUUCACUGCAAGUCAACUGAGAUCUGCGGACAUCGGGUGUGUGUGUGUCUCCAGCUGGACUCCUGCACAAGCCAUACGAUAAUGUGAUGUCAUUACAGAGCCUGCACCAUCUCCAUCAGACAUCAUUAACCCCCUGGCACUCGGGGGAGCAACCAGGAGCCACCCGGGGCCGGACAAGUGCUCUCACAUCAAUAUCAUAUGCCUUUAUUGACGUUACAAUGAAAGAUAGACAUACAAGGGGAGGCUAUGUAACAGAAGGUUAUAAUUUGCAAUAAUCAUACAGCAAUAUGCCAUUAGUUUAUUAAGUAUCUAUUUUAUUUUCAUAUUUUAAUCUGAAAUAAAGGUUGGUUAUCUUCUAAGAAAGACAUUAUGUUUAGACAGGAAAAGAAUGUUUACAGAGGAAAAUGUGAUUAUUAUGGUUUUAUCAAAUUAAUUUAUAACCUUAAAAUGUAUCUUAUGCUUUAAUUAUAGUGAAUUAUACUAUUUAAAAUGUUAUCAUAGGUUGGGGCAAUAUUACCUGAAUUCAUAUCAUUAUUAUUAAUUGAUUAUUUAAUCUUGAUUUUAAAAGUCAUUUAAAUUUUUAUUACUCUCAUACUUCCAGAGGAGGUUUGUACUGUGAAUAUGCUCAACUAUUAAAGCUGGAAUAUUUUUCUAA